AUGCCUGUGCCGCCAGAGAUGCCCGACGCCCAGCACAACCCCGCCGCUGCCUUUGUGGAAGAUGCGCUUCCUCAGGUCUGCAGCGCCAGCCUCUAUUACGCUGACACCCAGGAGAUCGACUCGCGUCCUCCCCUCAGUCCUGGUGCGCGUGGUGCUGGAGCUGUCCACGAGAGCAGUACCUGCAAUGACCUCGAGAUCCCGGGUGGCAAACACCCCCAGCGUGCUUCUUCUGCUGUUUCUGAUGACGGUGCUGGCGACACGCAGAUAAUCGAUCACUCUUCCAGUCAGCCCCAGGACAUUCAGUUCCCGUUGGGUCUUUCCAGAUCCGACUUCCUACAAGCAAAUAACAGUCAUACUUCCCACAUUCCAACUCUCUCCAAAGCUGAAGAAAGAAUAUUGGCAGCAAGCACUGACGAUGAUCUUUCCUUAAACAAUGACACAACUAAUGAUGUGUCUAAUGAUACAACCACAGACUUAUUCAAAGGUCCACCAAACGCUAUCCCAAAUCCCAUCUCAAAUGACAUUUCCAACGAUAUCUCCAAUGAUAUCUCCAAUAUCACAAAUGAAAACACAAACUACAACUUUCUACCAGAUUUACAGAUUCCCGCUACUCUAGAACAACAAAACUUAUUUGAAAACAACAAUACUGCCAAUACGAUUCAUACUCAAAUCGAGAUUGAAACUGAAAUCGAGAUUGAAAACCAAACAGUGAUAUCCGAUCUCUUUAUUAACUCCACAAAAAACGAUCAUAUCCUUGACACUCAAAAAUUGCAUCAAGACUAUGAAUCUCAGAUUUACGAUACCCAAAAUAUAAACCUAGUCGAAGAUAUUACCUCUAAUUCAAACGAAUCCCCAUCGAAAAAAGGAAAUCUUGAAAUCUUAAACAACUCUUCAAUUCAAAACCAUUCAUCUUCUCAAUUUUUUUCCUCAAAUAACAUAUCAAUUAAAAACCAAAACCAAAACCAAAAUCAAAAUCAAAAUCAGAUUCCAAAUUCAAAUUCAAACCCAAAUAACAUAAAUUUGCUCUUAGAUUCUUCGCUCCCGGAUUUUAAUCAUAAAUUUCAUUCAACUCAAAUUUCUUCAAAAAAUGAAAUUUUAUUUAGAAAUAAUGAAUUCUUAUCCAAAUUCAAUUUAUCCAAUUCCAAUUCCAACUCCAAUUCAGAUUCAGAUUCAGAUUCAGAAACAAAUCAAAAUCAAAGUAAACAUCUGAAUUCAAAUUCAAAUUCAAAUUCAAAUCACUCAAAUCUCAAAAAUGAAAAUGAAAAUGAAAAUGAAUCUUCUUCAAUUAAAAUCAUAAAUAAUCAAAAUUUUCAGUCUAAUCACUCUGCCAUAUCUAAUCAUUCAACUACAUCUGAAAAUGAUUCUGACACUGAUUCUGACUAUAAUCCCGACAUUGAUCUUAAUUCUGAUCCGGUUAUUAUUUCCGUCAAUAAUUCCGACAUUAUUCCUGAUCUUGAUCUUGAGCCUGAUCCUGAUCUCGAUCCUGAUCUUGAUGACAACUUUAUGAUACGUCCCAAAAAAAAGAGAAAAACAAAUCACAAGAUACUCUCUAAUCCCCCUUCAAAUAAUCCUUCUCAAAAUGAUUUAUCUAAAUUCACAGAAUCUUUUGAUAAUGAAUCCAUUUUUAAUACUUUUCCCAUCGGCAUACUAAGAAAUGAAACCUCAUCUAAUCGAAGUUUAUCCAACUUUUCAAAUUGGAAUAAUUACUUUUGGUGUCUUUUUCAAUACAAAUACUAUCCUGCAAUAGUCCUAUCUAAAGUCGAUGGAAGAAAAUACAAUGUCAUGUUUUACGACACUUCUGUUAUAAUCGAUCAAAAUGACAUUGUUUCCCCUCUAGACAUAAGAAUUGGUGAUUCUGUACAAUUGAUCAAUAAAAGACCCAGUUAUAUUGUCACAGGGUUAGAAUGCUGUUUUCCUAAAAAUCAAACCGAAACCGAAACCGAAACCCAAACCGAAAAACAAAAGAAAAAAAUUAUCAGAUGUAUUAGAGGCUAUGACACUAUUUACUUGAAAAUAAUUAAAAGACAAAAAGUAGUAGAAAAUUCAAAUGAAAUCAAAGCCAAUCUAUGUGAUAUCUGUAUUAAUUCCCAACAAUGGAGCAAAAAAUGUAACAUUUUUAAAAAGAAACUGGGACAAGGUCUUGACUCCAUAAUUCCCAUUAGAGGAAGAAGCGAAGCUAAUCAAUUAUCUACUAACCUUAAAGGCUCUGUUUCACUGGCAAUAUUACGCCAUAGUUCAAAUACAACUUUGCUGUUAAGUUUAUACCAAACCCCAGAAGAUCAGGAAAUUUAUUAUAGCAAUAUGUUUUCCGGUUGCGUUUUUUGUUUAACGGGAAGCUCUACCAUCAAUAAUUUCACUCAUAAAAACAGAGAUGAAAUAUCAAAAUUGAUUAUUGAUAAUGGUGGAGCAAUUCUAAAAGAUGGCUUUCACUCUUGGAUGGAACUAGUUAUUAACAAUGAAAACCAUUGUUUGGGAUUGCAGUUGAAAAAUCAAUUUAAAGCUGGAACCUAUAAAUUUGCUGCUGUUAUUUCCAACCAAUAUUGUAGAAGUUCGAAAUAUUUAGAAGCAUUGGCCCUAGGAUGGCCAACAUUAUCAAUUGAGUUCAUCAAAGAUUGUAUCAGAGAACAAAAAUUUCUUCAUAAUUGGACUAGCUAUUUAUUAGCGAGCGGCGAGUCAAAAAGAUUUAAUUGCAUACAAAGUAUUGAUAUAUCCAAUUUCAAAAUAAAUUUUGAAUGUAAAAAGGCUUCAGACUUAUCUAAUCAGCUUUCUAAUAAUUCUGGUGUGUUAAAUGGAAAAAAAUUUAUAAUGUUAAGUAAAGAGCCGUUUAUUGUUGAGUUUUUAAUUCAUACUUUAGGUGCCAAAUCGAUUAAAUACGCUGAGAAUAUCACUGCGAUUCCUGAUGUGAUAAGAGAAAUUGAAAAACACAAUCUUAAUUUUGAAGACGAAAUAUUGAUCUAUGACUAUAAAAAUAUUGAAAUGGUUUAUCAAGAUUUGAAUAUUCUAAAUCUAAAUUUUCAUGAAAACAUUGUACAAGAAAGAGGAUCUGGAAAGCGCUCCAAAAGUGAAAUCCACAGAAGUCGAAAAAGAACAAGCAGCGGAAAGAGAAAAUCGAAAACCUCCGAGCUAAUAAAUACAAAAUCCAGGUGUAAAGACAUAAAUGUGUUUUUGGUGGACUGGGAGUGGAUAGUGCAGUGCAUCAUAAGUAGAAACUGCUGGCCCUCGACACUAAUCUGGACAGCUAAAAUAUAA
Messenger RNA from Ascoidea rubescens DSM 1968, 3249 nucleotides. RefSeq names its product chromatin-binding protein RAD9. The record is from RefSeq and is a predicted model, not a curated record. Gene Ontology annotation, cellular component: nucleus. Gene Ontology annotation, molecular function: histone binding. The coding region runs from base 1 to 3249 and encodes 1082 amino acids. Lineage: Eukaryota; Fungi; Ascomycota; Saccharomycetes; Ascoideales; Ascoideaceae. Gene Ontology annotation, biological process: positive regulation of transcription by RNA polymerase II; DNA damage checkpoint signaling. The transcript has a single exon.